AUGGUAAAAUAAAAUAAAAUCAUGUUGAAAUCAAUAGCAAUAAUUCAAAAAUCAAAAUUAGUUCCUGUCUAACUAUCAAACAACUAACUUUCUCUCGGGGAACCAGCAAGCACCUAACUUUUUUUUUUUUUGAAAGGCUUAAAAUCUUCCUCUCGUUCUUCUUUCAUCUUUCAUUUUUUGUAUAUUCUUCCAGUAAGAAAUGGAGAGAGCAAGCAUGGAGGAAGGUCUUCUUGUGGAAGAAAAAACUGCUGAUAAAUAUGGCGGCAUUGGUGGCAGUGACGAUGGUGAUUCCUCCUCCUCCAUCACAGCUGCUGUUGUCUUCAGCACGGCGGUUGCUGUCUGCGCUUCCUUCACUUAUGGCUGCGCUGCCGGAUAUACAUCACCUGCUGAGUCUGGAAUCAUUGAUGAUCUGACACUCUCUGUGGCUGAGUACUCAUUCUUUGGUUCCAUACUGACAAUUGGAGGAAUACUAGGCGCAGCAAUAAGUGGGAAGAUAACAGACCUUAUUGGUCGCAGAGGUACAAUGUGGUUUUCUGAGAUAUUCUGCACCAUGGGGUGGCUUGCAAUAGCAUUUGCCAAGGAUCAUUGGUGGCUUGACUUGGGAAGAUUGUCAAUAGGAUUUGGAAUUGGGCUUAUUUGUUAUGUGGUACCUGUAUAUAUUGCAGAAAUUACACCCCAGAAUAUUCGGGGAGGUUUCACAUCAGCCCACAUGUUGAUGAUCUGUUGCGGGUUUUCUCUGACUUUUUUUGUUGGAACUAUCAUUUCCUGGAGGAUUCUGGCGUUAAUUGGAGCUAUUCCAUGCAUUUUACAGGUUAUAGGUUUAUUCUUCAUCCCGGAGUCUCCUAGAUGGCUGGCCAAGGUUGGUCGAGAAGAGGAUUUGGUAGCUGCUCUAAGGAGGCUAAGGGGAGUGAAUGCUGAUAUUUCUCAAGAAGCAGCAGAGAUCCAAGAUUAUACUGAGGCCUUUCAACAUCUCUCAGAAGCUAGAAUUCUAGACUUGUUGCAGAGGAGAUAUGCUCAUUCCCUUAUUGUUGGAGUUGGGUUGAUGGUGCUGCAACAAUUUGGAGGAAGCAAUGCCAUAGCAUAUUAUGCAAGUGCCAUCUUUGAAUCAGCUGAUUUUUCAAGUACAUUUGGUAUAAGAGCAAUGGCUAUUCUCCAGAUCCCAGUGACUUUGUUGGCUGUAUUCUUAAUAGAUAAAUGUGGAAGACGACCACUUCUAAUGGUUUCUGCAGCUGGAAUGUGCUUGAGUUGUUUGGUUGUAGCAUUAUCAUUUUUAUUGCAGGACUUGCACCAGUGGAAGGAGAUAACUCCUAUUUUGGUACUUAUUGGCAUAUUGGCAUAUACGGCAAGCUUCUCCAUGGGAGUUGCAGGACUACCAUGGGUUGUCAUGUCAGAGAUAUUUCCCAUAAACAUAAAGGGCUCAGCUGGAAGCCUGGUGACUUUAUCUAAUUGGUUUUGUUCUUGGAUUACCACAUACACCUUUAACUUUGUAUUUGAAUGGAGCUCAGCAGGAACAUUCUUGUUGUUCUCAAUUAUCUGCGGUGCAACUGUCCUAUUUGUUGCAAAGCUGUUGCCAGAAACCAAGGGGCGAAGGCUCGAAGAAAUACAAGCAACAAUGAUUGGAUGAGUGCUGUAAUGAAAAUAUUGUUCCUUCUCUCAGACAUUUCUUGAUCAUGAGAUUAACAAAAGAAGACGAAGAUUCUGUAAUCAGUUUUGGUUUCAAGUAUUCUGUAAUAAGAAAGCUUUACAUAUGAACUUUCAUGGGAAAGGUAGGGAAUAUAAUUUAAGGAAGAUGAAGGUUUUAGUGAUAUUGUAGACCUUCAUUUUGUCCCUAGCACACAUUUUUUUAUUAUUUUUUCUCCCUAGCCACUCUUUUUAACACAUGUUUAGGAUUCCUUUUGCUCAGUUUUUCAUCAUCCAUUAGUGGUCCAUGUCUACUUAGCUCAUUAUUGAUUUUUCAGCUACAUUUCGGAAACUUAUUUUGGGUCGGAGCACGAUUAUUGAAGGCCUCUUGGGAUUGGUUUUUUUUUCUAGGCUUUGUGUUUUUAGAGCUUUAGAGCUAUUUUGGGCAGCUUGGUUGGGAUGAGGACACACGUCCUGGCCGUUCGCUUUCUCUUUUUCUUGGCCCUUUUUGGCCUUUUGUGAGGCCCUUUUCCUCACCUUUUUGGAGCACCUUUUUUGUUGUGGGAACAGAGAGGGGAGUGGGGACAAUCGCUGCAGGGGAGUGGGCUACAAGAGACACAUAGCAAAGGACACUGUUGUCUUGGCAUGGUGGUUAGGAACCAGAGGACAUUUUUCCAAGCGAGAGCGGUGAACUGCGGGGGAACGGGAAGGAUUCAGCAGGGAGGUUUUUGGGGGAUUAGAGGACUCUCCGGAGAGCUGUUUUAGGAAGGUGCAGAACAGUGAGAGAAAGAAGGGCAAAGGGGUUACAGAGCAGAGGUGACAGCUGGUGUCUUGAGAGAGCUAUGAGUAGAGGAGUUGAGCCUACUGAUUUUCCUGGGUUUUAAAGAGAGCGAGCUGAGUGGAGAUUUUGGAGCUGUGAGAAAAAGAGAGGAGCAGAGAAAGCAAGAAAAGCUGUGAGAAAAGAGAGUUGGAGCAAAGCUAGGUAGUGCGGGGAAGCUAAGCAAAAAUCUUGCUCGAGAGGAAGCCUCCCAGGUAAGGUCUCUGUGAACUUCACAUUUCCUCAUUUUCACAUUAUUCUUUCACAUUUUUCUACAGAUUCCCUGGUGUUAGUUUAUUGAUUGGUUUGGACAUUAAGGAUUAUUGGUCUAUUUUUGCUUAAUCUAUUUGUUUGCAUACAUGCUCUAUUUGAUUUCAUCUUGAUAUCCUUGACUCCUCUUGUAAGUAUUUGAUGCACGGCUUCAUUGCUGAGCUUGAUUUAUAAGAAUCAUGCUUGUGUUUUUUUUGUUAAUCCCACCUAUUAUUAGCCCAUGGAUGUCACCUGAAAUGAGGCUCUGUACAUUUCUGUUUUGCAUGUUCUCCUAUUUGCUUUACCCUCAGUUUUGUUACUAUGGUUCCUAUCUUUGCUUUUAUUCCUCUGUUACUGGUGUGUUUGGGGUGUUGAGUAUGGCCAUCUUGAUUGGGGUGCUUUUGAGAGAGCCCCAUGUGAGCCACGUUGCAUGCAGUUGGAAAUUUCUUGGUGCCUCUAAACCUAUGAGAACCACUGCAAUGGAAAUGGAUUCUGAAGAUGAAGAAAAUGAUGGUCAUUGCUGUUGGGUUGGUUGAAUAGAUUCAGCUGUGGAAGGCAUCAGUAAUGAGCAAUUUAUCCAACUUUGCAUCUUUCUCGUAUUGGGUUCACCGGAUAAUGGGAAAAUUCUGAAAUUUGUUGGUUAUUUGUGGAGAAGUCAAGGAUUGAAGCUCUACUGAAGCUAUCUGCUACAGCCUAAUAUUGUCUGGUCUUUCGAAGGAAUGUUUAUUGUUUUAUCCAGCACCAUGGUCUUCGGGAGGCAUUGUCCAGAAGGCUUGCUUCUAGCAAGACAUGAUGCUGUUUCUCUUGAUGAUGAUGGGAAUAUCACAGUUAAACUAAGAAAAUUAUUCCAAUGCCAUAUCCACUCUGAUCAGAUAUUGAAAGAGGAUCCUCUCCGGGUGGGAAUUCUGCUGGUAUGGAGAAAAUGGAAAGUCAUGAUGUAAAGGUGCCCUAUUGAUUCAGAUUGGUGGUUGAAAACUUCCUCUUCAAGUGUCUGAAUUCCACGUAGAGAAGGAGCUCCAAAACAUGCUAAAUUGCCAAGGUGCCUAGUGAAUGCUCCAUGCUUAUAUGAUAUCCGGACACCCGGUUACAGCUUCUGAUGACCGACACCAGUUGAAAGAUCUGAUUCACCAUUGUUUUUUCUUGAGUUAAAUCUUGAGAAGGCUCGGAGAAGUGUGAAUAGUGUUGGAGUGGUUGGAAAUAUGGUUGAUGCUGUAGAUGGAGGAUAUGAAAGGGAUGGCUAUCUCUCCUUCCUUGUCGGCCAAAGCUGAGAUGGAUUCAUUUCUUUAUGGGAUUGAGCUCCACAAGGUGGUGAAAGAAAAUAAGACACUUGUUUCUGCCUCUUAUGGAUUCAACAUCUUUAAAGCUCCAUCCAGACUCCUUUGGUGUUGAACAAUACUUUGCUGCAGAGAUAUGUUCUGCCCUUAUAUUCCUUCACUCCAACAAGCCUUUAAUCAUCCAUGGAAAUCUGAAACCCACCAAGGUGUUCUUUGAUGGAAAUUACGUUUGCAAACUGGCGGCUUGAGGGUUGGUGCAUGCUUCCAGUUUUUGAUUGUAAGGGUGUUCUGGAGAAAGGUUUUCUUAGCAUGACUGCUUGUGAGCUCGUUCUAGGGCAUAAGAAAUUAGAAAGAGGAUUUAAGAUAAUAAACCUCAGUUUUGGACAAGAAGAAGAGAUAUUUGAAGAGUUGUUAAGGAAUGACCCUUAUUAAGUUGACGACAUGGACAUUUAUCCCAGUGGGCAUUAAAGGAAGGUGCAUUGGCUGAGUAAAACAAGUAUCAUGGUGUCAUCUUAUUUCCUGAAGGGUUCAUUGAGAGUAUUCUUGAAGUUUAUGCUCUCUCACAUGAAAUUCAUGGUUUGCUCAGGUCAUCAUCAGCUCGUGAACCAUGUUUACUUUUCUCCUCACGGACAGUGGUGGCUUUGAUACUGAGGAAGCAUGUCCCUACUCCAGACUGCAGAAAAUUAUCCCCAUCCUUCAACUUAUCUCCAACACCAUACCUAUCACCAUCAGUUUAUCCCCAUCCUUCAUACCCACCACCUUCAACUUAUCUCCAACACCAUACCCAUGACCAUCAGUUUGUCCCCCGUCAUCAUGCCCACCAUAUCCCUUUUCCUCAUACCCACCACCUUCAGCUUCACUCAUCAACAAGCCAGCUUCUCCCACUUCCUCGACCACUCAUUUCCUACCAGCUUCUUUUCCAACCUUCCCACAAGCAUGCAAUCUUUGCUGCAUGGCCACCUGCUCCACUCUUUAGUUCACCCAAAGGAAACCAAAAUAGCAAUUCUGGUCUAAACCCCCUCCUCCACCACUCAUUUCCCACGAGCUUCCUUUCUACCCAUUCCCUAUGUGCAUGCAGCUUUUGCAUUACAUGGCCAUCUUCGAUGAACCCCAUGCAGCCAUCCACCUGCGCCCAAACCUCUACCAGAUUACCUUUGUCGGCCCCACGUGCAGACUGAGCAAGUCCAUGGUCUGAGUUUGAGGGAGAGUUUUUCUGAAUUUGAUGAUUCCGAUUUAGAGGAAGGUCUCCCAGCCAAUUCCUUAGAAACUGGAAAAACCUGAGUCAAAGGUUGAGCAAGCAAAGGUUGUACCAACCAAUGCCAAUGUUGCCAAAGCAAAGGUGAAAGAUGAAGAAGCGGCAAAGAUUCAACUGUGGAAUUGAAAUUGGGUUUCCUGCCUUGUAGAGUGCACCACCAUCUGAUGGGGAUGCAUGCUUAGGUGGCAAGAUUUGGGUUAUUGAAUCCAAUUUGGAUCUAUGUCCAUGUUCAGAAUCUAAAGUGGUUCUUAGAAUGGUUCGACUGCAGGAGGGCAAUGAUGCAUUUCUUCCGACCUAAAAAUUGAAACCAGGUUCUGACUUCCAGGUACAUGAGAGCAGUGAGGCAUUUCUGAACAAGGCUCUCACUAUGGAAAUACCCCAGGGUUGGAGAAGCAGAUGAACCUUCAAUGUAAAUGACUCACCGCUGGAGCAAGGCCAAGUUCUGCCUUCAGAUUUGUUCAAACUUCAGCACCGGAUUUUUGAAAGGCGGGAGCUUCUAAAUAUGAAAAGGAGGACAUUUAGGCAUGGCCCUAUUGAUGUAAAAAUGAACCUGGCACCAUUUCUGUCUUCCCAUUCAUGGUAUCUAAAGUAAUGCUGAGAUCUGAGGGACUCCCUGAGACAUCAAAGAUAGCUAUUCUUAAUGCAAACCACAUGGCAAAAUCGUCUGGUGAACCACUUGAUUGAGGAGACCAAAGACCCAUGCUGAUCGUCUAUCUAAACAAUUGGAAGUCUUCUUCACAAGUUGGCAAUCAUCCUCUGUACUGUUCUGGAAUACCCAUCUAAAGAAGAAGCUGCCUCCAAGUUUCAGAAGGAAUCCUAUUCAGUUUGGGAAGGACGACACACAAACUAUCAAAUGGGAUGUGCAGUAACAAUGGAGAAGAUGAUCUUUGCCUCGGUUCAUAAUUGGAGGUUGGGGAAUCAUAGAUUUGCCGUUAAUCAAAGGCUUCUAAUUAUUGAAAUGGCUUCAGCAACAAUUAUUUAGCUUCUGAACAACUUGUGAGACUUGGUCCUAUGAGAUUCUUCAAGGAUAGUACGGAUGUGAAGCCUGCAAGGGGUUUGAGCAUAGAUGCUGCAAUUCCCAAACAGUCUAUUGUGGGAUAUUUUUGUAAUUAUGUGCCUAUGUAUUAACACAAUGUACAUUAAACUAUCUUAUUUUGAAGCCUAACUAAAUGUGAUCAAUUAAAUUAAUGAUGAACCUUUAAAGCAUC
Vitis vinifera (wine grape) is the source of this 6423-nucleotide messenger RNA. RefSeq names its product sugar transporter ERD6-like 5. Gene Ontology annotation, cellular component: membrane. NCBI's taxonomy places the organism in Eukaryota, Viridiplantae, Streptophyta, Magnoliopsida, Vitales, Vitaceae. The coding region runs from base 200 to 1624 and encodes 474 amino acids. Gene Ontology annotation, biological process: carbohydrate transport; transmembrane transport. The record is from RefSeq and is a predicted model, not a curated record. The transcript has 18 exons. Gene Ontology annotation, molecular function: sugar transmembrane transporter activity.